CAAAGUCGCUUCCAACUCUGUUAUUGUAUUAUAUUGUAUUGUAUUGUAAUGUUAAAAUAAGAAUAGAUGUGUAUAAAGAAUUUGUUGAUAAAGCUAUAACUAUUAUGACACCCAAAAAAAUGUUCUCAGAUGACACACUGAUUGAUGAAUGAUGAUUUUUUUUUAAAGGAAAAAAAAGUUUUAUAAACAAAAGAAGCAGUAGCAGGCCCACUGCCUUCAAGGUUAAUGGCCAGUGUGGAAUUCCAAACUUUAAUUAUACCUUGUAUAAUUAUAUAAUUAUAAUAAUUAUUAUAGAUCAUUUUCUCUCUCCUUAUUUUUCCAGGAUUCUAAUUCAUUUGGUAACCUCUAAGUCUAGUAUUUUGGGAGGGUGAAAAUAGCUUAUCCUUGUUUACCUAUAUCAUGCAUACUUUUGUAGCUCUCCAUCGUGUCUUCCCAUUCAUCUCCUCCACAUUCAUCUCCUUGCUAGACUAAAACGCCCCAAACGGUGCACCCUUUCCUCUUGGGGAAGUCACUCUGACAUCUGGAUCAUCCUCUGAACUGUCUCUAACUCCACUAUUUCCUUUUGGAGCUGCAGCAAUGGCACAUAAUAUUCCAGAUGCGCUUUAGGAUAAGAUAAUGCAGGACCAUUGACAAGCAACCUGCUUGGUGAGCAGAUGCACAUUGAACACACUGCAGAGUCUCUAACCUGCACAAGCAGAUCCUGAGAAACCUAUGAUGAUCGCCCAUCAGUUGGAUGGCUAAUUCGGAAAAGUCCUCUUCACAUCCUUUCUCAGUAGUUUUUCCAUAAGCCACUGUUGCUUCUUACUCCUUCCAAUCGUAAUUGUAAAAUAUUUCACAAAGGCUAAUGGGAGGCAAUAUUUGUAGCUCAGGGUCAAACCGUGGGGUCCUCGAUGCUCUCCGAGCUUACUAACUAGAUAAUAUGGAUAUUCCUUAGUUGUGUAAUGAAACUUCUGGCAAGCUCAGAGAACACCGAGGACCCUCCACCAUUCAUGCACAGGUAAGGGCUUCUUUAUAUACACAACUACUUCAUCACAUUUCUUGGGAACAAGGCUGUGACUAUUCUUGACUCUCCUCCCAGCAGCCUUGGGCUUGCUGGCUUCCUCCAGCUGGGUUUGUGUCCCCAAUUCCUGCUCUUUUUCUCCAGUUAUUAUUUUAACACCGGGUGGCCUUUUUGCCGUCCCCUGAGGCUGGCUGCUCCUGCAACCAUGACUCCAUCAUGCCUUCCUGGGUGCUUUUAAAGAGGGGCCCCAGUUGGCUGCAUUCCAGGCAGCCCUUUCCUCCUCCCAGUUCCCACCAAAGGUGGAGGCCAUCCCAGCAGCCAUCCCAAGCAGCAGCCGGGAUGGCUUAAGGGGAUGGCGGGGCUGCAGAGCACCCAGGGAGCUGCCAUCUCCUCUGAUCCCGUCGGGAUGUAACGGGAAGACUGCAACCCCAGGAGGCUCUUCAGCCGCAGAGGCCCGUUGCCCCGGCCCCAGCGAUAGCAUCCAGCUCUCAUCUUCCUGGCUGGGAUAGGAGGCUCAGACCUGCCAGCCCUCGCCCGCCGGCCUUCUGGGCCGGUUGCUGCUCCUCGGAGGAACAGCCGCGGAUGCUGUUUCCAUGGCAGUUGCUUUUCCUGCUGGGAUGGUCAGCCCGGAUUGGCUGCGGCGGUGGAGUGGAAGAGGGUUGGAGGGGCGGGAACCAAACGCCGCCGCGCUUCUGCUGUUGCUGCACCGGCGGCGAAGGCAAAAGAGGGGCGGGGGCGCGGCUCCCUCUUGAAAUGGGCUGGGCUGGCAAAGUGCAACGGGAAGGUCGGGGCCCUGGAGACGCUCUCGGGCCGCUGAGCGGGAGCAGCUCCUGGGCAGCCCAGACUCCGCAGCCCAAGAGGUCUCCGGAACGCCGUCGAGCCCCUGGAGCUCUUGGUCUAGCCGGCCGGGCAGGCAUCGGAACCGGGGAGCGCCGCUCCGAGGCCCGCCACUGUAAAUGCCGCGGAGUUGGAGGGCCCGCCAUCCACCGGGCCCCACCUUCUCCCCAAGCACAUGCAGCGAGGCCAGCAGCCCCAACUGUCUCCGGCCCGCGAAGCCGCCGUCUGCCAGCGCCCCUGGCCUCCUCGGCUGGUCGGGGGUGUGUGUGACCGCACCCACCGGCCGCGUGUUGCCUGGUUUCUGGGCUGCUGGCAGGCGCUUCCCUGUGGAAACAGACACCUGCCAGCCGCUGAAUGGUUGAGCCCCACCCUCGAUGGCCAAUGGAAGCGCCGGCGCCGCAGAGAAACAUAAAACGGCCAAGGGGGACCGGCGGGGCUCGUGGCCCUGCGCAGGGCAUCCCUCUCCAGGCAGCCGCGACGCUCCCCUGGCACCCCCGGAUGCCCUUGCCCCGUGGGGUCCCAGCCUAGAUCCUGGUACGUUCGGAGCGGUGCUCCAACUGCCAGAGGUCAGCCUUCGAGGCCCCGGGAGAUUCCCGGCCUCGCCGCCGCGCUCGGCCGGUCAAAAACGAGCCUCCCCGCAUCCUUUGCGCCGACGGGGCUCAAGGGGCCAAUUCCGCCCGCCUUAGGCGGAGAGCGCGGCCAACGUGCCCCGCCAACUGGAGGCGGACGAGAAGGCCUGGCGGGCCGUCCGGGUAGCUCGGCGCUGCCUCUCCCGGACCAUCCCCCACUCCCCGGGAAUGACCUCAUCGCGAGGCGGCCUGCGCAGGGAGGGCUGGAGGGAGGCUGUCACUGGGCAAAUUCACUUGCGCCGCAGCCGCCGAGGCGAGGCGUUCGUCCUGGGCAGCCCGGCGCAUGUGCCAGCCGACCCCCCCCCCCCGAAGCAAUAAACGGUGAUGUCAGCGUGGGGUGGGGGGAGAGCGCAACAGAGACAGCAGCAAAAGCGCCCCCCGCAACCCUCCGCCUCGCGUCGCCAUUGGCUGCAGCCCGGCUCCAGUCCCGGCGACGCGGCGCUCGUUGGCUCGGCGGCGGUGGGGCUCAGCCAGCCAGGCAGCGGGAUCCCUCCACCGGAGGUCACGCGAGCAGCAGCUCGGGGGAGGAGGGAGGCCAGCGAGCGAGCGACGACAGCCCCGCCCCGGCGCAGGGCCCACUAGCGCCUGAAUGCCGCGCGACCCUUCGCUGCGCGCCAGCUCGGCCAAAACAAACGAGCCGUGGGCGAGCCUGUCCGGAGCUGUGCUCCGUGCUCAACGCCUCUGAAGGCUCAGCCCGGGCCAGGGAAGCGGUCCGACGGCUCUGGCCGGCAGCCGGCAGGAGGAAGCGCUGUCCCCUCACCGCUUUCCCAGCGGACUGGCCGGUGCUGGCGGGAGGCGCGGGCGGGCCUGGGCCCUUUGCUGAAGAAGAGCCUCCUUUUUCGGCCCAGUCGGGGGCUUAACAGAGUGACCGGAACCGGCCCCGCGCCCUGUUGGAGCAAAGAGGGGCUCCUGCUGUAGGGCAUCCCCAUAAAGACCCACUAAAGCCCCGCGCCCUACCCAAGGGCCUCCCGGCUAAAACAACCUCUGCUUGUCCCACCGCGGAGGAGUCCCGGUCGCCCCUCUGCCCACUUUCCCAGGGAAACCGAAGGCGGCGGGCUCCCAGAAGCGGCUCGGAGGCUGGCCUGGGCGCCUCGCUUACGGACGGGCUCCCGGAGCUUCCCGUCUGCGGGAAUCUCCGCUCGGCUCACGGUCCCGCUGUGCCGGCAGGAAAACCCGGGCUCGACUCCACAGAGGUCACCCGCCUUUGUCUGCCCUUUCCCGAACCUCCAGAAACGGGGCUGGAGGGCCGAUUGGCCCUGGGAGGGCGAGUUCUGCCCCAAAGAUUGGGGGCGCGACCUCAGGUCGAUGCGGGGCCGCUACCACGGAGCGCCCUCGCGAGCCCGGCUCCCGCUGUCCCUGAGCUCGUGCCUUCGAGGCCGCCGCAGCAGCGGGGCUGGCCAGAAUAGCGGGCUGGGUGGGGACGAGCGCCGAGCCGGAGAGGCGGCCGGGCAGGGCGCCCUCGCCCCUCCCGCGGGGGGAUCCCCGGCUCUGGCACAAGUCCGAACUUGCCUGGGGGCGGGGUCGGUGACGUCACGACGGGCGGGGUCUGCGGGCUGGCAGCUCUGCUCCGCGCGGCUGCCUGGCUCGCAGCGAGGAUCGUCCCGCCGCCGCGUCCGCUUGCCCUGCCUCGCCCGUGCCGCCGCUUGCGCCGCCCGUGCCAGUCGGAGCCCCGCUACCCCUGAGCCGCCCCGGAGGGUUCAUGCAGCUGCAAUCCCCGCGAGCGCCAUGGCUAGACCAUUGCAGGACCGGAGCCGAGCCCAGCCGACAGCAACUGUGCCCCGGAGCCCAACCUUCCCUGUGGGGGGGACGCUGGCCCUGCCGCCCUCCGUCAGCCGCCCGCCGCUCGCCUUGUCACCCGGGCUGAACUGCCUCUAUCGCUGCGGCCGGGCACCGGAGCCUCCCGGGAGCGCCCGUGCCAGCCUGCAGCCCACAGCGUCCUGCGCCCAAGAGGAAGCCCCCACAGAGCCCGAGCAAAGCGCAAGGGGGCUUAAUGGGCACCUCACAAGAACCCCGCUCAGCCUGGAGCAGGCCAUCGGGGCUCGGCUUCGCCACAUGGGAGACUCUUUCCAUCAAGACCACGAAGAGAGGGAGCGCAGGCCUCGGGGAGCCCUCUUGGCCCACUUGUACCACCUGGUCUUCCACCUAUUGGGCAUCUUGGACAACCUGCCUGCCAGGGGGUGACAGAAGAGCCUUGGAGCGCAGAGCCAUCCACUGAGCUGCUUUGGGACUUCUCUUCCUGCUGGCCAGGAGAACAGCAGCCUCAGUCGAAGAACAGAUGCCCGCCAACAGCCGGCCUCGAACUCACCAUGCUCGGAGUUUGCCCCCAGCCCAGCAGUGCCUUAUGGGGAGCUGCACGGAUGGGUGGGGGUGAGACAAGUUAGCACUAUGUGAAUAUUUUCCACUGAGCCUGUGGAUUCGCGGGUUGGGGAAGAAGAAAAUUGCACUUGCCACCUCAACUCAAGAGGGGCGGCCGACAAUGGCCACUGUAAAUAGGCCCUGGACUCUCUUAUGCAGAAGAGGUAGGUGGGGGGGAGGGGGCGGCGAGAGAAGAGAACCUGCACACGGGUGCAGCUGCUGCUGCUGUGUGUACAUAGACAGUCUUCAUGCCUGCGCACAGGAUACAACUGGGUGCUACCUGUACAUAGCUGAGCGGUUGGGUUGUCCGUAUCUUGUGGAGAGGUGGAAAUUUUUUUGUAUAUUUCCUUUUCAAUAAAACCGGAUGG
Molecule: messenger RNA, 5189 nt
Organism: Thamnophis elegans (Western terrestrial garter snake)
Lineage: Eukaryota; Metazoa; Chordata; Lepidosauria; Squamata; Natricidae
Product: DBF4-type zinc finger-containing protein 2 homolog
Exons: 4
Coding region: 3772-4647 (291 amino acids)
Source: RefSeq, a predicted model, not a curated record